GACGCUGGUGGCGGCGCGCUGGGUCCGAGUGCGGCACGGCGGCAGCGCAGGCGUGCUAGCCAGGCUUGGGCUCGCUGGUCGGGGGACGUGCUCGUCUACGACCUGCAGCGGGCGGUCAAGUUCUGGAGAGGCAGGUACGAGAAGCUGGCGGCGGCGCUGGGAGACCCCUCCAUCGCGGACCGCCUCGCGGUGGUGGCGGGGCACCUGCACGACCUGGUCCACGACAAGGUCGCGUCGCCCGUCGACACGCUGCGGAGGAACGUGGCGCUCCACUCGGCCGUGGUGUCGUUGCCGCUGGCGGCGGCCCUUGCUGCGGCGCUGCGCCGCGCCCAAAAGGGCGCGCGGCUGCCCGCGGUCCCCCGUUCCCCCGCGCUUAACGGCGCGGCGGCGCCCUUCGUGCCGUGCCGCGGCUACUUCAUGGGCGGUGUCACGGGCGGCACCGGCGACAGCGCCGACGUCGGCAUCGUCAAGGGCGAGGUCGGCGGCGCGAGCGACGGCUUCGCGGUGAGAGAGCUGCUCACGGUCGACAGGCUGCUCGAGGGCCUCGGGGUGCGAGGCGACAUGGGCGCCACCACCGAGGAGGAGCUGGAAGACGCGCAGUACCUGGGUGAGGUCGGGGGGCACGGCCCCACGGCACUGGGGCAGGGCGGCGUUUUCGGCGUGCUGUCCGACGGCGUGGACGAGUUCAGCGUCGACGGCACCGUCCCGACAGCUCCUGCGAGCGACGCCGAGGAGUUCGAGGAGGAGGAGCUGGAAGCCCACGUUCACGAUGACAGCGCCGACGGCCAAAAGCUGGCCGUGGUGCAGAGCCACGGCGACGUGGGCGCAGGCGGGGGCCUCUCGGACGGUGAGCCUGCAGGCAGGGACGGCGCCGUGGAGGGGAUCGAAGGGACGACGCGCUUCUUCGACUGGUUAGACGACGAGGCGCUCUUCGGCCCCAACGGCCUCGUGGAGAAGGCCCACUUCCUGGACCGCGCCAGCCUCGACGCGCUGGCGGCCGCGUCCUCGAUGCAGUGCGACGCAGUGGAGGUGCUCCGCUGGCGUGCGUUGGACAGGGUCAAGGACGACCACGCCGCGCAGCGCGACGGGGGCACUGACAAGGGCAUGGACAUGGACGAGUUCAUGCAGGCAGUACGGGCCGAGGCCCAAGGAGCAGACGGAGCGAGUGGGGUGUUGAUGUGA
This is a messenger RNA of Prorocentrum cordatum, 1182 nucleotides long. The record is from the annotation of a GenBank genome assembly. Lineage: Eukaryota; Dinophyceae; Prorocentrales; Prorocentraceae.